CUCGGCCGGCGAGGCGGGGCCGGCGCCCCGGGUAUAAAAGGGCGGGGCUGAGCGCUGGACGGUCUCACUCAGCCAGCGGCAGCGGACCUAGCAGCCUCGCGUCUCCCAGCCCCGAGAGGAGCCUCCGCCGCACAGCAGAUUCUCCAAGAUGGAAGAAGAAAUUGCAGCGCUUGUCAUCGACAAUGGCUCUGGUAUGUGCAAAGCUGGCUUCGCAGGCGACGACGCGCCUCGGGCUGUGUUCCCCUCCAUUGUUGGACGCCCCAGACACCAGGGUGUCAUGGUUGGCAUGGGGCAAAAGGACAGCUACGUAGGUGAUGAGGCCCAGAGCAAGAGAGGUAUCCUGACUCUGAAGUACCCCAUUGAACACGGCAUUGUCACCAACUGGGAUGACAUGGAGAAAAUUUGGCAUCACACUUUCUACAACGAGCUUCGUGUGGCACCUGAGGAACACCCUGUUCUGCUGACAGAAGCUCCCCUGAAUCCCAAGGCCAACAGAGAGAAGAUGACACAGAUCAUGUUCGAGACCUUCAACACACCAGCCAUGUAUGUUGCUAUCCAGGCAGUGUUGUCCCUGUACGCCUCUGGUCGUACCACUGGUAUUGUUAUGGACUCUGGUGAUGGUGUUACCCAUACUGUGCCCAUCUAUGAAGGUUACGCUCUGCCCCACGCUAUCCUGCGUCUGGACUUAGCCGGCCGAGACCUGACAGACUACCUCAUGAAGAUUCUGACAGAAAGAGGCUACAGCUUCACCACAACAGCUGAAAGGGAAAUUGUCCGUGACAUAAAGGAAAAGCUGUGCUAUGUUGCACUGGAUUUCGAACAGGAGAUGGCCACUGCUGCUUCAUCUUCCUCCCUGGAGAAAAGCUACGAACUUCCUGAUGGUCAGGUGAUCACCAUUGGCAAUGAGAGGUUUAGGUGUCCGGAGGCCCUCUUCCAGCCAUCCUUCCUUGGUAUGGAAUCCUGUGGCAUUCAUGAGACCACUUUCAACUCUAUCAUGAAGUGUGAUGUAGAUAUUCGAAAGGACCUGUAUGCCAACACAGUAUUGUCUGGGGGUACCACAAUGUACCCUGGAAUUGCUGACAGAAUGCAAAAGGAAAUCACUGCUCUGGCACCCAGUACAAUGAAAAUUAAGAUUAUUGCUCCACCUGAACGUAAAUACUCGGUUUGGAUUGGUGGCUCCAUCUUGGCUUCUCUCUCUACCUUCCAGCAGAUGUGGAUCAGCAAGCAGGAAUAUGACGAGUCUGGCCCAUCCAUUGUCCACCGUAAAUGCUUCUAAAUGGACUGCUAGCAGAUGCACAGCAUUUGCUGCAUGAAUUUUCAAUAGUAUACAUUUGCCUGGGCAAAUUUAUACACUUCAUGCUAGCCUCAUAAAACUGGAAUUAAGCCUUCUUUCAAAAGAAACUUGCCCUUGGAAAGUCUGUAUCUGAGACAAAGAUCAGUGGUGGAUUGAGCUGUCACUGAUUUGACCCUGUAUUCAAGUUAACUGUUCCCUUGGUGUACAUUUUAGCAUAUACCCUGUACAUAUCUGACCUAAACCUUGGUACAGGUGCCAUCGCUCUUGUGACCUAAAUGCUAGGUUAACUUGUCUUUGUGGAAGAGAAUGGCCUGUGACACUGUAGUUCUGGUAGCUGGCUAGUAUUGACUAGUGACACCUUGUUUAAACUCUGCAGGGCUUGAGACUGAUUUGUACAGGGUAUCAGAGGUCAGACUUCCACUACACAAAGCGCUGAGUAUUCCAGAUUUUGGUAUAGAGGCUGGUAGGAGUUCAUCAGAGAACUUACUUCUGUUGCUGCCGUUCUAGCAAGGCUGGAAACAUUACAUUCAAGCCUUAUGAACCAGUUUUCAUUUUCUUACCCCUCCUGUAUUCCAGCAGAACAUCCUUGGGGCUAAAGUUACUCAACUUGAGUUGCUGAAACUUUGCAUUUACACCUGUAAAUUUUACACCAAGUUUAAUUUAUGUAAGAUUUUUGUAUGUUGCCUUAAUGUUCUCACAUGACAGUAGAAAACCAAAAUUUGUAAGUCAUCCUGAAGUUGAGAAAUUGUAAUGCCCAACACAUCAUUGUGUAAGGAAAAAUAAAAGCGCUGCAGUAAACUA
Mauremys mutica (yellowpond turtle) is the source of this 2095-nucleotide messenger RNA. It is a transcript of the gene ACTG1, whose product is annotated as actin gamma 1. The record is from RefSeq and is a predicted model, not a curated record. Bases 149 to 1276 code for a protein of 375 amino acids. NCBI's taxonomy places the organism in Eukaryota, Metazoa, Chordata, Testudines, Geoemydidae. The transcript is spliced from 6 exons.